AUGGCUAAAAUUUGCUUGACUGUAAGAUUGACAAAUCAAACAGAAACGAAAGUUGAUCAUAAUGACCCGGUAAUUCUUUGUGGAAAGGUUAUCGAUCAAUGGAUAAAAGCAACACAUGGUGUUUUAAGAUUAAUUUUAGAAUUAAGAGGUGAAAUUGUUCAAAAAGCAGAUCCUCAUAUUGGUUUUUUACAUAGAGGUACUGAAAAAUUAAUAGAAAAUAAAACAUAUUUACAAGCAUUACCUUAUUUUGAUAGAUUAGAUUAUAUUGCUAUGCUUGAAAAUGAACAUUGCUAUGUAUUAGCUGUUGAAAAAUUAUUACAAUGCAAAGUUCCUUUAAGAGCUCAAUAUAUACGUGUUAUUUUUGCUGAAAUUACAAGAAUAAUUAAUCAUUUAAUUGGUUUAGGUUCUCAUGCUUUGGAUAUUGGUUCUACCACUGUUAUUAUUUGGUUAUUUGAAGAACGUGAAAAAUUAUUAGAAUUUUAUGAACGUGCUACUGGUGCUAGAAUGCAUGCAAAUUAUUUUAGACCAGGUGGUGUUAGACAAGAUAUACCUUUAGGUUUAUUAAACGAUUUAUAUAUUUUCUGUAAUGAAUUUAAUGAUAGAUUAGAUGAUAUGGAAGAAUUAUUAACUAAUAAUCGUAUUUGGCGUGAACGUUUAGUUGAUAUUGGUGUUAUUACUAAACAAGCUGCUUUAGAUUUAAAUUUAACUGGUGUAUUAUUACGUUCUACUGGUGUUAAAUGGGAUUUAAGAAAAACUUUCCCUUAUGAUGCUUAUGAUAAAGUUCAAUUUGAUAUUCCUGUAGGUACUAAUGGUGAUUGUUUCGAUAGAUUUAUUAUUCGUAUUGAAGAAAUGAGACAAAGUGUUCGUAUUAUUAAUCAAUGUAUUAAUCAAAUUUCUGAAGGUCCUAUUAAAUCUGAUAAUUAUAAAAUUAGUAUUCCAUCUAAAGUUCAAAUUAAACAAUCUAUGGAAGCAUUAAUUGAUCAUUUUAAAAUAUUUAGUGAAGGUUUUAAAGUUGAACCUAAUGAAGUAUAUUGUUCUAUUGAAGCUCCUAAAGGUGAAUUUGGUGUUUAUUUAGUAUCUGAUGGUUCUAAUAAACCUUAUAGAUGCCAUUUAAAAUCUUCUGGUUUUAUUCAUUUACAAAGUUUAGAUUAUUUAACAAGAGGUCAUUUAAUAGCAGAUGUUACCACUGUUAUUGGUAGUUUAGAUAUUGUUUUCGGUGAUAUUGAUAGAUAA
This is a messenger RNA of Blastocystis hominis, 1233 nucleotides long. RefSeq lists its product as hypothetical. Bases 1 to 1233 code for a protein of 410 amino acids. Lineage: Eukaryota; Bigyra; Opalinata; Blastocystidae. Gene Ontology annotation, molecular function: NAD binding; quinone binding; NADH dehydrogenase (ubiquinone) activity. Gene Ontology annotation, biological process: mitochondrial electron transport, NADH to ubiquinone. The record is from RefSeq and is a predicted model, not a curated record. The transcript has 2 exons.